CAGUCAGUGAUGGCCGAAUCCUCGCGUACGUCUCAGCUGACAAUUAUCAGCGGACAGUAGAACAAAGAUAGAAGGUGAGGAGAAAAAUAGUAGACGCGGGCGCCGCGUCCGUUCUCCGAGUGACCAAGCGUACGAGGGAUAGACAGGCUUGUUGCAGCACGUGGUUGCACGAGUGAGACGCAAAAUGGACCAGGCCCCCAGGAAGUGGGGACCUGGAUUAAAAGCAAACGAGGACAACGUCUCCGCGACAGAACCAUCUCGGACCUUGAAGAGUGGAGGUCGACGCGCGGUUCAGCUUGGUUGGUUACUUGGUGGUUUCCUAACGGGUUUUCCCUGGUUUCCCUUCGAUCCUACGGUCGUUCGUUGGCCACUACCGAAAAGUCGCCACCAGGACUGGAAGAUUUCGAGAACCUACGAAGACGAUGGCGGCGAAAGGAGCGAUUUGCCUGCUCCUGCUGGCAUUGACCUUGAGAGGCUCGCAGUGCAGCACGAGAUACUUCGCAGAGGCAAAGACAGACACGUCCGAGCUGUUCAAGACGAAGGGAGAAAGCUUCAGGGUACUCGACGAGCCGAUCGCUGCUACAUCAAGCCCAUUACAUCGUGAAGCAAAGUUUGCCUUUCAGAACAAUAACCAAAGGAUGAUCAAGGACUUCCCGAGAAGCGAGGACGAUUCGAGGAACGGGUUCGAAACGUCCACGUUCAAUCCGGACGUGCUGAACAAGUUUCUGGAGGAAUACGCGAAUAAGAUUAAGAGCAGUACGGAGAAGUAUCAAAGAUAUCCGUUCAGGAUCGUCAAGCCUACGGAAGCUCUGGCUCUCGAAGUGGAAGAUCAAACUAGCACGCAGUCGACUAGCGCCAUUUAUGAUCAGAACACCAAAUACGAAGAAGAUACGAUUAAUUCUACGUCCACUGAAGAUGGGUUAAGUUCAACGUUAAACGACACUCUGAAGAGAAACAAGUAUUACGGGGCAAAUUCGUACGAAGAUAGGAACGGCUGGGUUACUUUGGAGGCAAUACCAUGGUCUAAGAGCAAAAUUUCAAAGUGGCAAGCGACUCCAAAUACCCAACGUCCAUGGCUGGAAAUGAAACCAUGGGACAAGCCGAGCAUUGGAAAACCUUGGGCCGCAGAUUACUCUGUCAGGCCAAUCUACGAGAACAAUAAGCCAUGGUAUAUGGAUAAACCAAAACCAACCUGGCCAGAGAACGCCAACGAGAAACCAUGGCAGAAGCCCACAGCUCGUCCUGCUUACUAUACAGAAAAACCUGAAGAGACUCAGGCUCAAAAAUGGCCGCCGGAGAGACCAUCUUGGAACAAAUACUCAGAUCGUCCCAACAGCGAUAUAAUUACCGACAAUCGUCCAGCAAAUUUCCCAAAUACCUGGAACAGACCUCAACCGACAAAACCGAGUUAUCAGUAUCUGGAUAGAUACAGCGAUAAAAAUCAAGCAGAGGAGAACAACGACUGGCACAAUUUCCCAACGAGAUUCGACGACCGCCUACGACCUUCUACGGAGAGACCAGGAUUUUCCCAGUAUCAGUACGUGAACAAUCAUCCGCAGAGUUAUCCCGGAAACGGCGAUGGCCAAUGGGUACUACUGUCCACGAACAGAGGCUACUCCAAGUCCAGGCAAAGGUCGAUGAAGAUAGAUUCGACAAGUCAAGUGGAAAACGUGACUAAGAGCGUGGGUAGGAAAGAGGAACCUGAUCCAGCAAUCGCCGUGAUGACGUCGAAGAGACAGGUCAGGUUGACGGUGUUACCGUCGAUCAACGGCACAAACACGACAACAUCGCACGGAGGUCUUCUGGAAGUGGAGAAAACUUUCAAGAGCGUGGACCAGAGCCGAAAGGAAUACGAAAUGGAGAAACAAACGUUCCCAACGAUUCUGAAGAAAAGGCCCAUCAGGAACACGUUAGGAAACCAAGCAUCUAGCUCUGCUGUCUUGGCCGCUGUCGGUGCUGGGAUAUUACCGGCAACAAUGGCGAUGAUGAUACCAAUGUUUCUCGGCCGUCGAAAGAGGGACUUGUUGACUUCCGGAUUGAGACUCCUCGAUCAGGAUAACUCAGCGACGAGUAUUCGUGAUCUGAAUCCCACGAGCCACCGCCGAGUCCGUGAAACGAGACUACGAUAGAGAAACUAAUCUAGGGAAAUGAAGUCUCAAAUAAUUCGUGGGAAUAGAGAAAACAAUAACGGAUACAAAUUAAGGAAUUUAGAAAGAGAAAGACUUUAGAAAAAGGCAAAGAGAAAUAGAAUGAACUUCUGGUAGAAAGCAUGAGAAAUUAAAUUGACACGUUAGACUUUAAAAAGGAAGAUUGAUCUGCAUAAUUUUAAGCAUAUCGUUCUAUAAUUUUCUCAUAGAAAAAAAAGAAAUACGCUCCUGCAAGCAGAAAUAUUCGAUUUUUAUUACAAGUUUCGUUCGUAUACACACACACACACACACACACACAUACGUCAGGAUAUUAUGUAGACACGCAUCAUGUUUAUUAUUUAUUUAUUUAUAUGUAUUAUAAUACGUAUUUAUAACAUACUUUACAUUUCGUCGUUCGCUUCAAUACUUAAUAAAAAGCAUAAGUAUCAACGAAAGAUACGAUCGAAGAUUCGAAAGAAUCACUUGGAGAAUAAAAAAUAAUUGAACUUUUCGCUGAAA
Frieseomelitta varia is the source of this 2645-nucleotide messenger RNA. RefSeq lists its product as uncharacterized. The transcript has 6 exons. NCBI's taxonomy places the organism in Eukaryota, Metazoa, Arthropoda, Insecta, Hymenoptera, Apidae. The record is from RefSeq and is a predicted model, not a curated record. Bases 423 to 2129 code for a protein of 568 amino acids.